Messenger RNA from Emericellopsis atlantica, 2320 nucleotides. RefSeq lists its product as uncharacterized. The record is from RefSeq and is a predicted model, not a curated record. The transcript is spliced from 3 exons. Lineage: Eukaryota; Fungi; Ascomycota; Sordariomycetes; Hypocreales; Bionectriaceae. Bases 125 to 2158 code for a protein of 677 amino acids.
CCAGACAUGAUGAGGGGUGGCACAGAUCGUGUUACCUCGGUGUCGUAGUUCGGAGGCGUUUUCUGGAUCAAGAUACACACAGACGAAUUGUUGUGGGAGCCGUAAAAGGGGGAUAUCUCGGGCCAUGGGUCGUUCUGACAAUACUAAGGGUCAGCGUGUGCAACAGCUCCGUGCGACAAGUUCGACAAAGUCACAAGAAGCCAGUACUUUCGAAGAUUCAGCCCAAGCUUCUCUGGCUGCUUUUGGCCACCUUUGCCGGGUCCUUCCCGACACGCUCUUCGCCUCGCUUACCAGCAUAUUGCUGGACGAAAGGUCACGAUUUCGCCUAUGGGCUGGCAAAUUUUCCGCUCUGCCGCAAGGGCGUUCCAAGGAGGACAUCAGUGCGAGUGAGCCUGGGCAACCCGACCUACAAGAUGUCUCGUUGUUCGCUUUGCAGCGCCUGUCUGUGUCUUUGCAGCGAGCAUCCGAGAUAGUGGAACACAAGCGACCUAAUAGGUGCAACAACACUCUACAAGAUGCAUCACCGGCGGCUCUGGCCGAGCUCACAUCUGAGAUUGUCAAAUCGGAGCUACACAACUCGAAUCACGAAAAGGGUUUGCUCAGUAUGAGAUCUACCACAACCGAGCUGGCAGAGGUGCUACUCGGCGCACAUUCAGCAAUCACCCACCUUCUACAGAUAUCCUCGCUUGCGUGUUCAAGCCUCAGUGAAUAUGCGACAGAGCCGGGGAUGUCUCGCGGGACUUAUGAAGUCGAUGGUCGUCCCGACAUCACCCACAUGACAGACAAAUUUCCCCUGCUGAAACAGAGGCCCUGGCUAGCUGAACGACUGGGGAAUCUUGUUGCUCAACGGCGAGCCCAUAUACGUUACCAGCAGAACUAUCGGGGCCAAAAUAACGCAGACUUUGACGUCCCAGUCUCAGUUAUUCACUCAGAUGCAGUAUCAGUUGCACACAGUGAAGGGAUGCCAACAGACUCUGGCUACGGCUCGCAGAGAGCAGCUUCAAUACGAACUUUCGACUCGGAUGCCACGUCCUUCGCCAGCACUGCCAAGUCUUCAGGUGGCACUGCUGGCCAUAUCCCAAGCCUGACAAGCAUGCGUUUGGAUGGGAAAAGGCUGGAGUAUAAUGUGCAAAUAGAAUGCCCAUACUGCCGGACUCCACAGAUCUUCCGAAACAAGCAGAUGUGGAAGCAGCACGUUUAUAGCGACUUGUCAUUCUACGUCUGCACGUUUCCAGAAUGCUCGGAGCCCGCUUUUGCCACAUCUCAUGACUGGUUUCAUCAUGAGUUGAGCCAACAUCGAAAGCAGUGGCAGUGUCAUCUUUGCGACGUAUGCUGCGUAUCUGCGGACAACAUGGGGGCUCACUUUGAUGCUGACCAUCAACGCGAUAUUUUGGACAGUCAGAGAACUGACCUUGUCGGUCUCUGUGAGAUGCCGAUCCAACACUUUCCCGACGAUUCCUGUCCCUUUUGCGAGAAUUGGAACCCUUCGGGCACUCCAUAUUCUGCCAGCCGCAAGCGAUUCCGUUCGCAUUUGGGCGGCCAUCUGCGAGAAAUUGCACGAGAAGCCAUACCAUUGGCUAUCGAGGGACUUGAGGUUGUUGAAGAAGAAGAGGAGGACGAUGAUAGCAGCUCUUCUGAUGAAACCUCAUCAUCUCUCAGCAGUAGCGAUGAUGAGCACAGCCAAGGGGAUCAGGGGGAGCCAGUAAGCAACCUCGAUCCGGGCGACGGAAUUUCCCUUGAAAAGGGAAAGAAACCUUCACAGUCUCCCAGUGUUCCAGAGCAUGCAACUCGCUUCGUUGGCCAGAAGCCCAUGGAAACAAUGGACGGAAGCGCGGAAGAUUUACAUCGGCGGCAUGAUUUGUCAACUGAGCCACGCAUCACAGUCUAUGCGCAAUCAGCUGAGCAAGCCUCUAUGCAGCAGACACAGCAGCACUCUGAUGAUCAGACUUCCAUUUACAGUCAGGUCUCGGAGACUGUAAGCCAGUCACCAGAGGAGACGAUGAAACCCGAGCAUCAAAACGUGGCCAAGUCGUCUCCUGGCGGAGCCAAAGAUAAGGAAGAACCGCCCACUCUGACUCUCAACUUGUACGACCAUUACGAGGUCAAGGUAAAUGAGGAUGGGACCAGUGAGAUGGUGGUACAUGGCCAGAAACGAUAGAAGUAUGCCAUGACGACGCACCAUCAUCUCAGUGAUUCUUACAUAUUCCAGUUCGGUAGCGUCUUUUGUCCGUAAAUUUUUGCCAUAUUGCUUUGACUUUUAUCGCCUCAAAUCGAUCUAAGAGGUUCUCUCCCACGGUUUCCUGUCCCACACCACGGCUCG